AUGAAAUCAUCAGCCAAAUUAGACAAGACUCAAGUUGUGGUGGAGCAACUCUUUCUCGAUAGGCCGAAGCCGGAAGAAGUCCACCGGUUCAGUCUCGACAGUGACAUUUGCUGGUGUAGUUCGGCUGCGUUCGACUUCGCAAUCUUCAAAGUUGCUUUGCCACGAGAUAAUAAGCUCGACCGAUGCACAAUGUCGACCAAUCUUUUGAUCAUGCUUAUGCCAUCAUUCCAGCUAGAAUCACAGGUUGGAGCGGAAACCAAGUGGUUCUCUCCUCUUUGUCAGCUCCUGGUCUAUCUGGAAGCGCGAUUAUGUGCACAAAAAGUGGAGUACUAG
Molecule: messenger RNA, 333 nt
Organism: Plasmopara halstedii
Lineage: Eukaryota; Oomycota; Peronosporomycetes; Peronosporales; Peronosporaceae
Exons: 2
Coding region: 1-333 (110 amino acids)
Source: RefSeq, a predicted model, not a curated record